GAAGAGAAGAGAGGAAGAAGAAGAAGAAGAAGACUACGAAUGUAGAAAAACCAGAGUGAUAGAGAGAAGUUGCGAAUCCGCCUAUAAUCGCUUUCAGAUUACUUACAAAGAAGAAACCCUAAUCACAACCCUUCUUCUUCUUCUUCGAGUAACUUGUUCCAUCUGGAUCCGUUCUAGCUAGAUAGAUAGAGUCUAUGAAAUUCGUUUUGUCCAAAACACCACUGAUCAGUCUAUGAAAUUCUCCCAAAAAAACCCAUAAAUGAGACAUCAUCCAUCUCUCACCCCUUUUUCGAUCUUCAAAACUGCUCCAUUUCCUCUCCUACGGAACCACUCCCGAUUCUCUCUCGUCUUUUCUGCUGGUUGAAUUGAUUCAUUCAUUCUAUGUGCUUUUACUUCAUUCUUGUUUCCGAUUUAGGAGAGCCUGCAGCAGGUACGAUCAAUCAUAUAUAAAUAGAUAGAUAGAAACCGCAUUUGAGAAUAAUAAAUAAAUCAAAGUUCAUCAAGAGAGAUAUGGAAAGUUCAGAUAAGGUAACCAUCGGAAGUAUCGUCUGGGUUCGGCGACGAAAUGGCUCUUGGUGGCCUGGGAAGAUACUUGGGCCUGAUGAGCUUUCUGCAUCUAAUAUCAUGUCUCCUAGAUCGGGAACUCCUGUUAAACUCCUAGGAAGGGAGGAUGCAAGUGUUGAUUGGUAUAACUUAGAGAAGUCCAAGCGUGUGAAGGAAUUCCGGUGUGUUGAGUUUGAAAAUUGCAUUCUAAAGGUCGAAGCUUCCCUGGGAUUGCCUCCUAAGAAGAGAGAGAAAUAUGCACGUCGUGAAGAUGCUAUUCUUCAUGCUCUUGAGCUUGAGAAGGAUCUAAUGGAAAAGAAACAUGUAAGGGAUUCAAUAUUGCCUUUAGAAAGUAUGGACAAUGGGAGAGGAGAAAAUCCAUUGGCCCACGAGUCUAGUGAUGGUAUGAUCUCAAAGCCUUUCUAUGGUGAGGCACAAAGUGUAGCUGUAUGCGAUACUAACAGGGACAGAUUUGUUUCCUUGCGCGGAAAAUCUGGUGAUUUAAUUGAUAAUGAUCAUCCUGGUUCAAGGAAAUCUAUAUCUGUAUCUGCUUCUCAAAUGGGUAACUAUGGUCCGGCUGGUUUUAGCAGGGAGGCUGCUGCUGUCUCUGGUUCUGUGGAAGAUACUGAAACAGAUACAGCUGGGACUGAUGAGGACAGUGCAAGAAUCCCAGAAGAUGGUAUAAUCACUGUACUAGAACCAAAAUCUUCAAGAUCCUCAGAAUUACAAUGGAAGCAUGAAAUCACAAGCAACGAUGAACAUGAUGAUUUUGCAUCUGGCGGUGGCAAUACUCCUAUUGUAUCAAAAUGGAAACUUAAGAGGAAAAGAAACAGUCGUGGCAUUGUUAAAAGGUCGAUCCACCACACAAGAGACAAUAAUAACAACAUCCUCUCAAAAAGUCCCAUUUCUGGAACAAAUUUCACUGGAGACGAGAGGAAUCACAGGUCCCAAAGUGUCUUAAACAACAAAAGGCAAUCUGUAACUGCAAAUUCUAUAUUAAUAGAUACAGAAUAUUCCGACCAUGAUAUGAUUGAUUGGGAAGAAUUGAGUUGGAAUCACCAAGAGAGGAGAUUGUUGCUGGACGUUGAUGUUAAGGUCCAGGCAAGCUAUAAAAGACGACAGGAUGUACCAAUGAUAUCAUUAAUAAGCAAGUUGAAUGGUCAUGCAAUAGUUGGGCAUCAUAUUCCAGUUGAAUCUAUAGAGAAUUGUAAAUUUUUAGUCAAUAACGAAAAAAGUGUUCCUCUCACAAAGAGGACAACUGUAAUUCCUCGCCCAGAUGAAGUUAUACAUGCAGAUAUUGAAGGAAAACAUAAGAAGUUGUCGGGUGGAGGAGGUUAUAAGGCGACAACUGUGCCAAAGAAGAAGAAGAAGAAGAAAAUAAGCUUAUUAUCUUCGUCUAGCCAAAAGAUAAAAACGCUUUCUUCAAUUGGCAGGUAUGGUGGCAUUGUGAGUUAUAAAGAAGAUGAUGAAGAAGGGGCGAUGAAAGGGGAAACAACAACAGGUUUGACUGCUGUAGCUUGUAUUCCUGUUAAGUUGGUGUUUAGCCGGUUACAUGAGAAGUUGGUUAGCCGCCAUCAUUGAAGGAGAUCAUCGAAAUAGUAAUUAAACUACAAAGGAGGUCUAUAUAGUAGUGUAUGUAUAUAUAUUAUUGCGACAUUCGCAAUUUUAUCGCAAUUUAACUGAUGCUAGAAUUAUAUUAUUGUUAUUAUUAAGAUUUUAGCAAAUGGUUGCAGACUAAAUGCUGGGAAGAAUAGAGAUAAUGAUGUAUAUGUUCAUGAGAUGCUUCAAUCAUAAUAAUUCAUCAACUGAAUGUAGAUUGUUUAUUGCAAAAAUUCAAUAAAAAUAUAUAUUAUUUGAGA
Messenger RNA from Impatiens glandulifera, 2402 nucleotides. RefSeq lists its product as uncharacterized. The record is from RefSeq and is a predicted model, not a curated record. The transcript is spliced from 3 exons. Lineage: Eukaryota; Viridiplantae; Streptophyta; Magnoliopsida; Ericales; Balsaminaceae. Bases 511 to 2124 code for a protein of 537 amino acids.